AAUGGGGCAGAAAUGAAAAAUAUCUUUUUUUGCAUAAAAGAAUCCAAAUUUAGAGAUACGAGGAAGCAUCACAGGCUCAAAACUCUCCCCCUGAAAAAGUGAAAAGGGGGUUUUUUUCUUUCCCAUUUAACCAGCCCCCCCCUCCACCGCUCCACCUUUCGCAUCAAUGGCUGAUAACAAGGAGAAAUACAUUACCUCUGAUGAACUAAAGAAGCACAACAAAUCUGAUGACCUCUGGAUUUCUAUCCAGGGAAAGGUUUACAAUGUCACAGAUUGGGCUAAAGUUCACCCUGGUGGGGAUAUUCCGCUCCUGAAUUUGGCUGGCCAAGACGUGACAGAUGCAUUCAUUGCUUUUCAUCCGGGUUCCGCCUGGAAACACCUUGAUAGGUUCUUUACAGGGUAUUACCUGGAGGAUUUCCAGGUUUCUGAGGUUUCCAAGGACUACAGAAGGCUAGCAGCCGAGUUUGCUAAAUCUGGAAUGUUUGAGAAAAAAGGGCAUGGCGUGAUCUACUCCCUUUGUUUUGUUUCUGUGUUGCUUUUUGCCUGUUUCUAUGGCGUUCUAUUUUCUGAUAGUUUCUCGAUUCAUAUGCUUUCCGGGGCUUUAUUGGGAUUCUCGUGGAUGCAAGUGGCUUAUAUGGGUCAUGAUUCUGGUCAUUAUCAGAUAAUGAUGACCCGAGGAUGCAACAAACUUGCGCAGAUUUUAACUGGAAAUUGCCUCACAGGGAUCAGCAUUGCUUGGUGGAAAUGGACUCACAAUGCCCAUCAUGUAGCCUGCAACAGCCUUGAUCACGAUCCUGAUCUUCAGCAUUUGCCCUUCUUAGCCGUCUCCGCGAGCCUUUUCCAAUCCCUGACCUCCGUUUUCUACGGAAGAAAGCUCACGUUUGAUUCGUUUGCCAGGUUCUUCGUUAGUUACCAGCACCUAACGUUUUAUCCUGUUAUGUGCGUUGCAAGAGUCAAUCUUUAUGUGCAGACAUUCUUGCUCCUAUUCUCCAAGAGAAAAGUGCCUGAUAGAGCCUUAAACAUAUUGGGAAUCCUUGUUUUCUGGACAUGGUUCCCCCUUCUCGUUUCGUGCUUGCCUAAUUGGAACGAGCGGGUUCUGUUUGUGCUGGUUAGCUUCUGUGUUACCUCAAUUCAACACGUCCAAUUCUGUUUGAACCAUUUUGCAGCAAACGUGUACAUUGGAGCACCAAAGGGCAACGACUGGUUCGAGAAACAGACAAGUGGAACUAUAGAUAUUGCGUGCUCGGCUUGGAUGGAUUGGUUCUUUGGGGGGCUGCAAUUCCAGCUUGAACAUCAUUUGUUCCCUAGGUUGCCUAGGUGCCAUCUGAGAAAAAUUUCUCCCUUGGUCCAAGAACUAUGCAAGAAGCACAAUUUGCCUUACAGGAGUUUGUCCUUCUUUGAGGCCAAUAUCUGGACACUAAAGACUCUCAGGACUGCAGCUCUCGAGGCUCGGGAUCUAUCCUCCCCUGUUUCAAAGAAUCUGCUCUGGGAAGCUGUUAACACUCAUGGAUGAUGAUUUUGAUCAUUCAGCUGUUUCUCAAAGGCCUCUUAAGGUUUUUGUCUAAUUAUUCCACCUGGACAUCUAUGAAAGGUUGCACUUUCAAGAAGCAGCUUUUGCCUUCAAGCUUUAUAUAUUUAGAAUUAUUAUCAUUUUAGCAGCAAGAGGAACUACAUGUUUUGAAUAAACUACACAUUUAAAUUACUUAUCUUGCAAUGUAACUUUCUUAUUUAUGAAAGAUUUUUCUAGUUA
Messenger RNA from Sesamum indicum (sesame), 1750 nucleotides. It is a transcript of the gene SLD2, whose product is annotated as Fatty acid/sphingolipid desaturase. NCBI's taxonomy places the organism in Eukaryota, Viridiplantae, Streptophyta, Magnoliopsida, Lamiales, Pedaliaceae. Gene Ontology annotation, molecular function: oxidoreductase activity, acting on paired donors, with oxidation of a pair of donors resulting in the reduction of molecular oxygen to two molecules of water. Gene Ontology annotation, biological process: lipid metabolic process. The record is from RefSeq and is a predicted model, not a curated record. Gene Ontology annotation, cellular component: membrane.